AGCCAGACGUGUCACGUGGCGUUACAUCAUGGGUGAUGUCAUUCAUCCAGGCCCAGGGACAGUCCAUCUAUAUAAACGUCUUCUGGUCAUUGUUUUUGGCAUUCAUUCUCAAUUAAGUCACAAUCAUCAAGACAUCCUUCAAGACUUUCCAUCCUUCAAGAAUAUCUUACUACGUUUACAAUAUCGUCAAACAAUCAUCCAUAACAACCUACAACCACAACCAUCAUGCCUGACACCGUCAAGUCCUACGUUGACUCUGCCACCGGCAUGGCCCAGCGUGCCGUGGGCAGCGUAACCGGCAGCACUUCUACCACAGAGAACCAAACCCAAGACACAACCCAAAAAGGCGAAGCUCCCCACGCCAAACUCGGUCCCGUAACCGCCGACCCCAACACCGGUGCGACCGCCAAAGACAACAGCACCCGCUCCAACGGCUCGUGGGACCAAACCGUCGGAUCCGCCAAGGAGUCCCUGGGCAACCUCGUGGGCAGCGAGAACCUGCGCCAGCAAGGCGUUGAGCAGAAUGCCAGCGGCAAGGAGCAGGAAGCCAAGGGCCAGUUGAAGGAUCUCGGCCAGGGCGUGGGUGACCGUGUUCAGGGCACGAUUGGGGGUAUUGGGGCUGCUGUGAAGGGGGAUCGAGAGGAGGAGGAGAAGUGGAGGGCUCAGCAUGAUGAGGGCAAGGCGAGACAGAGGGGGGCUGAGGCUGAUAUUGAGGCUAAGGGGGGUAAAUAAGCUGUUUUCUGGAUGCGCUGAGAGAGGAUGAUUUAUGUACUAUAUGAUUUAUGAUAUCCGUACACAGUCUGUACUCUGUAUGAUAUUAAUUCGAACUUGAACUUCGAUAUGAUUUGAGUGCUUCUUGUAGAUCUUUGUAUAUUCAAUGAUAUCAGAUCUACAGAUUGAACUCUAAAUGUAUACUGGGC
Aspergillus wentii DTO 134E9 is the source of this 920-nucleotide messenger RNA. RefSeq names its product CsbD family protein. Lineage: Eukaryota; Fungi; Ascomycota; Eurotiomycetes; Eurotiales; Aspergillaceae. The record is from RefSeq and is a predicted model, not a curated record. The coding region runs from base 226 to 732 and encodes 168 amino acids. The transcript has 2 exons.